AUGGAUGGUUGUACAGCACUUGUAAAACGAAUGCCUCGUCAUCUUAAGAAAGUUCACAAACUACUUCUCGAUUCUGUUGAAUUCAAGGCCGCAUUGUCAAGGGUGCGACGACUAGUCAGUGAUUCACCCCGGCGACGUUAUCAUGAAAGGCGGAGCAACCUUGGGAAAGACAAGGGUGAAUCUUCUGUGAGUGUUGAGGCCCUUGAAGACAAUGAAGAUGAAAUAGACGUCCGUAGAAGAAGUUCGCAUAGGCGUGUCAAGAUUCUUGACGACAGCGAAAGCGAAAGUGAGCAAGUGAACAUAGAAGUAUUCACACAAGAGUUGUGGAGAUUG
Pocillopora meandrina is the source of this 333-nucleotide messenger RNA. The record is from the annotation of a GenBank genome assembly. NCBI's taxonomy places the organism in Eukaryota, Metazoa, Cnidaria, Anthozoa, Scleractinia, Pocilloporidae.